This is a messenger RNA of Loxodonta africana (African savanna elephant), 1449 nucleotides long. It is a transcript of the gene FOXD3, whose product is annotated as forkhead box D3. Gene Ontology annotation, molecular function: RNA polymerase II cis-regulatory region sequence-specific DNA binding; DNA-binding transcription factor activity, RNA polymerase II-specific. Bases 1 to 1449 code for a protein of 482 amino acids. The record is from RefSeq and is a predicted model, not a curated record. Gene Ontology annotation, biological process: anatomical structure morphogenesis; cell differentiation; regulation of transcription by RNA polymerase II. The transcript has a single exon. NCBI's taxonomy places the organism in Eukaryota, Metazoa, Chordata, Mammalia, Proboscidea, Elephantidae.
AUGACCCUCUCCGGCGGCGGCAGCGCCAGCGACAUGUCCGGCCAGACGGUGUUGACGGCCGAGGACGUGGACAUCGAUGUGGUGGGCGAGGGAGACGAGGGGCUGGAGGAGAAGGACAGCGAUACGGGCUGCGACAGCCCCGCGGGGCCGCCUGAGCUGCACCUGGACGAGACGGACGAGGUGCCUCCGGCGGCACCCCUCCACGGGCAGCCUCAGCCGCCGCACCAGCAGCCGCUGGCACUGCCCAAAGAGGCGGCCGGAGCCGGGGCCGGGCCAGGGGGCGAGGCGGGCGCGCCCGAGCCGGACGGCUGCAAGAGCGGUGUUGGAGGAGAGGAGGGCGGCGGUGCGGGCGGCGGCGGGCCGGGCUCGGGCAGCGGCGCGACGGGCGGCCUGGCCCCCAGCAAGCCCAAGAACAGCCUGGUGAAGCCGCCCUACUCGUACAUCGCACUCAUCACCAUGGCCAUCCUGCAGAGCCCGCAGAAGAAGCUGACCCUGAGCGGCAUCUGCGAGUUCAUCAGCAACCGCUUCCCCUACUACCGGGAGAAGUUCCCUGCCUGGCAGAACAGCAUCCGCCACAACCUCUCCCUCAACGACUGUUUCGUCAAGAUCCCCCGUGAGCCGGGCAACCCGGGCAAGGGCAACUACUGGACCCUGGACCCGCAGUCCGAGGACAUGUUCGACAACGGCAGCUUCCUGCGGCGCCGGAAACGCUUCAAGCGCCACCAGCAGGAACACCUGCGCGAGCAGACGGCGCUCAUGAUGCAGAGCUUCGGCGCCUACAGCCUGGCGGCGGCGGCCGGCGCCGCGGGGCCCUACGGCCGCCCCUACGGCCUGCACCCCGCGGCCGCAGCGGGCGCCUACUCGCACCCGGCGGCAGCGGCGGCGGCGGCGGCGGCCGCGGCGCUCCAGUACCCGUACGCUCUGCCGCCUGUGGCGCCCGUGCUGCCUCCGGCCGUGCCGCUGCUGCCCUCGGGCGAGCUGGGCCGCAAGGCGGCCGCCUUCGGUUCGCAGCUCGGCCCCGGCCUGCAGCUGCAGCUCAACAGCCUGGGCGCUGCCGCGGCCGCCGCGGGCACGGCGGGCACGGCGGGCGCCACGGCGUCACUUAUCAAGUCCGAGCCGAGCGCGCGGCCGUCGUUCAGCAUCGAGAACAUCAUCGGCGGGGGCCCGGCUGCAUCUGGGGGCUCGGCUGCGGGCGCAGGGAGCGCCGGGGGCACUGGGGGGGCCGGGGGUGCUGGGGGCGGCGGCGCGGCACAGUCCUUCUUGAGGCCGCCCGGGACCGUGCAGUCGGCGGCUCUCAUGGCCACGCACCAGCCGCUGUCGCUGAGCCGGACCACGGCCACAAUCGCGCCCAUCCUGAGCGUGCCACUCUCCGGACAGUUCUUGCAGCCAGCUGCCUCGGCCGCCGCCGCUGCUGCGGCUGCUGCGCAAGCCAAGUGGCCUGCGCAAUAG